Molecule: messenger RNA, 892 nt
Organism: Bufo bufo (common toad)
Lineage: Eukaryota; Metazoa; Chordata; Amphibia; Anura; Bufonidae
Gene: BLOC1S1
Product: biogenesis of lysosomal organelles complex 1 subunit 1
Exons: 4
Coding region: 183-560 (125 amino acids)
Biological process (GO): endosomal transport
Cellular component (GO): BLOC-1 complex
Source: RefSeq, a predicted model, not a curated record
UAUCUGAGGGCGGGGCCUGUUUAGGGAAAACGUCUUCAUGUCAAGCGUUCUUGAAAGCUGUCACGUGUGAACACGGCUUUCUAAUAGCCGCCAUACAGGACCGAGCAGCAGGCCCUCCCCGCAGUCACGAGCUCUGCCGCCACUUCCGCUCAGUGCUCGUGGACCCGCACGUCCCUCCCGCCAUGCUCUCCCGGCUGCUCAAGGAGCACCAGACCAAACAGAACGAGAGGAAGGAGCUGCAAGAGAAGAGAAGAAAGGAGGCCAUUGCUGCGGCUACCACCCUGACAGAGGCUCUAGUAGAUCAUCUGAAUGUGGGUGUGGCCCAGGCUUAUGUGAAUCAGAGAAAGUUGGACCAUGAAGUGAAGACACUGCAGAUUCAGGCCGCACAGUUUUCAAAGCAGACGACGCAGUGGAUCAGUCUGGUGGAAAACUUCAAUCAGGCGCUGAAAGAGAUUGGCGACGUGGAGAACUGGGCCAGAAGUAUUGAAAAGGACAUGCGCAUAAUCGCCAGUGCUUUGGAAUAUGUGUAUAAAGGCCAACUCCAGCCUUCUGCCUCCUGAGCUGCAGCACAAUAGGGACUCCCGCAGCCUAAUGACUUCUAUGCCACAAUCUCUUGGGAUGACUUUGAAGAAGGAAUCUCUAGUUCUUGUGGCUUAGCUUUGGCUUUUUGAUAUGCUGAACGGUUUAUUGUGCCAUCCUACCAAGGUUGCAUAAUGAUUUCAUUUUGCAAUAAUAUCUUGUAAGAGAGGACUAACAUGGAAGUAUUAUACUACAUCUUAUGGGAAAUAGAAUAUUUAGCAAUGAAUAGCUUAGACUACUUUCACACUCGCGUUUUGGCUUUCCGUUUGUGAGAUCCGCCAUGGGCUCUCACAAGCGGUCCAAAACGGAUCAG